GCACGAUCAUAAGCCUGGAUUCUCUAUUUAAUCCAGCAGUUUGUUGAAGUGCAAUUCCCUUACAAGCAGUAGUGUCGGGGGAUCUCUACGUCUGGAUCAUUUGAUUCUUAGGUUAGAAUCAUGGUCGCGUUUUCAAUUAUCUCCAUCCUUUCGUCACUGCUGCUCGCGUCACUGUCGUAUGCAUCCCCUGUUUCGCGGCAGUUCUCGAACUCGCGACUAUCCCUUCCGUCGCUAGAUCCCCAAAGUUGGUUUUGCCGUCUCGUCCACGCGACACCGGUUCACAAGCUUUGCCUACGGGAAAGGUCGACUGCGAUAUCCGUGAAAACUCGCCUUGGCGUCGCGCAGGGUGUAGUUGACGUCUCGGGUGUUAACAGGUUUUCUGUGAAGUAUGCUUCUGCAGAACGAUGGUCCCCAUCCUCUGUGGUGACUGCAUGGGCACUCCCCAAUGGUUCUACAAAUGUCUCAUCGUUGCCGCUUAUGUGCCCGCAGCCCUUCGUGGAUAACUCCACGUACACCGAGGAUUGCAUGUCGAUGAUUCUCUAUAUUCCCACCACAUUACACGCCGACAGUGAUGUACCCACUUUGAUGUGGGUUCAUGGAGGUUCGUUUAUGGUCGGAUCCGCCACAAAUCCUGGUCUAGAUGGAUCUGCACUGGCGCUUGCCACUGAUUCGAUCGUUGCGGUUAUUCAGUACCGCCUGGGAGCUCUUGGCUUCGUUGCUCCCAACAAUCAGACCAACCUUGGUCUAGGAGAUGCUGUGAACGCACUCAAAUUUUUGACGACUGUGCUUCCUAGCUUCGGUGGCGACCCGAGUAAGAUCACUAUAGCCGGCCAAAGCAGUGGUGCGAAUAUGAUUCGUGCCCUUCUUGCUGUGCCUUCUGCACAGUCACUAUUUCAAUCUGCAAUUUUGCAGUCUGACCCUAUGGACUACGGCUUCCUGUCAUCAUCUGACCAGGUCCAACUUCAGCAGUACUUCGUGUCAAAUCUCGGUUGUACUGCAACCGACUCAGCGUGCCUAAAUGCUUUAACCGCGGAUACCAUCGUCAAUGGUGCCGGUCUUUGGCAGUUCAACAGCUCUGUAUACGUCGUCCCAGCCGCGACUCAAUCGGAGCCAAUGCGUGUUGUGAAUGACGGUACCUUCAUCACCUCGACGUUGGAUUCGACUUCGCCAUUCCCCAGCGUUUCCAAGCCUAUCUUACUUUCUAAUGUUGUUGACGAGGGAGGCUAUACGAUCUACGGCUCAUUCCCUGAUCCCAUACCUGAAGCUGAGUAUGUUGCUAUUGUCAACGCCUCGUUCGGCGAGACACGCUACGAGGCUCUCAUGGGCUCGCAAAGCUACGCCGUCGGGACUGCUCAAAAUGGUGACUACCGCCCUCAGCUCCAAGUGCUCGCCACGGACUCGGUCUGGCGAUGUGCGACAUGGACGUUCGCGCGAAACUGGGUCUCUAAUGGUGGUACUGCGUACGUAGGAUUGUACUCCGUAGGCGCUAGCUACCCCGGCAACUCCGCUGUCCCUUUCUGUACCGAACCGGGCGUUGUUUGUCAUCAGGACGAUAUCGAGAUAGUUUUCGGCACCGCUCUUAUCCCUAACUUUGCUCAGUCCGCGCUGAUUACCGAAAUGCAAGCCCGUUACAAGUCAUUCUUGUAUAGCGGGAACCCAAACCCCGAUGAUUCAUCAUACACCGAUUGGCAGGCGGCCGGGACUUCAGACGUCAAUGCCAUACUGCUUGGCAGCACUGGCGAUGCUCCUAUUGGCGCUUGCACCCCAUCUUUCUGGGGUCAAAGCGUCGCGUACGAUUACCAAGUAUUCAAUAUCUAGACGCCCGUGUAAAAUUUCAUGGUCUGAUGUUGUCUCCCGGAUAGUGGAUCCAUCUUGUUACCCUCAUCUCCGCGUUUAAUGCUCUUCAUGAAUCUCCUGGUUCAUAGGGAAUUUCGGGUCCUGUUAUUGUUUAUUCUUCUUUAAUGUCCAGAUUGAUUGUUUUGCAUUUGCUUUACAUGUCAUACUUUGUAGCCUACUCCGUGUUCUCUCCGCUAAAUGCCACUGUAGCCCAAAUUACUUUCUUCUCUAAAUACACCAAUCGCGUUGUCCUCUGUAUGAGGAAAUAUGAAUAAAGUGUGUUGGAACUGACUGACUGCGAGUAGAUGGUAUACGUGAGGGUAUGUUCUUAAAGUUUAGGUAUAUGAGCUUCGACCGGGCAUUGAGUGAACAAGUCGAAGUUGCGUUCCAAAUUCAUCUGAGAGAAUGGCUAUACGAGCAAUUAGACCAACACUAGCCCAUCAAAAUACAA
Messenger RNA from Suillus clintonianus, 2287 nucleotides. Its product is annotated as Alpha/Beta hydrolase protein. The coding region runs from base 121 to 1818 and encodes 565 amino acids. The record is from RefSeq and is a predicted model, not a curated record. The transcript is spliced from 6 exons. Lineage: Eukaryota; Fungi; Basidiomycota; Agaricomycetes; Boletales; Suillaceae.